CAUCAAUUGGCUGCAUAAUCUCACGUUCAUGGAUCUCUUUCUAAACCCCAGAGAAAAGCCAUCGUUGAAGCAAAAACUUCAACUCCAUGGACCUCGUCCUUCUCCUCUUCAGCUCCACAAAAACUCCCACAAGAUCAUCAAGCCUUAUAAUCAACGUAGAUCUCCCAUAAUAAUCCAUGCAGUCUCUCCCAAAAUCAUCCACACCAAUCCAAAAGAGUUCAUGGCUCUCGUUCAGCGUCUCACAGGCUUCCAAGCCUCUGCUGCUAAUAACAAUCCUUCUUCUUCUUCUUCUUCUGCAGACUCUGCUACAGUGGAUCUGAUGCCAAAGAGUUAUGAAGAAGCCUUAGAAUUAUCUUCUCCUAGUCUUUUGUCUCCUUCUGUUUUGGAUAUUUUGAGCUCUAAUCUAUUUCAAGAGAGCAAGGGGUUUGGGGAAGCUGCAUUCUUGGCUAGUCCUGGAAGUUUGUUCUGUUCUUUGUGAAGGGGAUGGGAGAAAGGGGAUGGGAGAAUGGAUUGAUUUAGCAAAGGAUGACUUAUUGUUGUGAUGAGCUUUUGAGAUUUAUGUUAGUGAUAAUGUGUUUUUAAUAUGAAAUGGAUUGUGGAUGCUUUGAUUAAU
Messenger RNA from Phalaenopsis equestris, 613 nucleotides. RefSeq names its product protein MKS1-like. The record is from RefSeq and is a predicted model, not a curated record. NCBI's taxonomy places the organism in Eukaryota, Viridiplantae, Streptophyta, Magnoliopsida, Asparagales, Orchidaceae. Gene Ontology annotation, cellular component: nucleus. The transcript has a single exon. Bases 29 to 478 code for a protein of 149 amino acids.